This is a messenger RNA of Saprolegnia diclina VS20, 609 nucleotides long. RefSeq lists its product as hypothetical. The transcript has a single exon. NCBI's taxonomy places the organism in Eukaryota, Oomycota, Saprolegniomycetes, Saprolegniales, Saprolegniaceae. The record is from RefSeq and is a predicted model, not a curated record. Gene Ontology annotation, biological process: snRNA export from nucleus. Bases 1 to 609 code for a protein of 202 amino acids.
AUGCCUCAAGCUGCGUCGCAGAAGGCUGGUGGCCGUGGACAUGGCGGGCGCGGAGGUCGUGGCCAUGGCGGGCGUGGAGGUCGUGGCAAUGGCGGACGCGGGAACCAGAACCGGCCGAAGCUAACGCAUGCGCAGCGUGUGGGCCGCGAGAUCGCGCAGGUGCUUGGUGAGCGCAAGAUCCACCUCGUCGUCCGAACGGUCGAGCUCAUCGGCGAGCGCUUGACGCGCAGCGUGCUUAGCGAGACGCUGCUCAUGGACAAGGAGGGCAAGACGCUCAAGACCACCACGGGCCGCGAGCGUACGCUGGGCGGUGCGUUCUUCACGCUGCUCAAGGAGCGCGUGACGAAGGAAAAGUACAAGGAGAUCUACGCGCUUGAGGAGGAAGCCAAGAAAAAGGCGCGCAAGAACAAGGAGCGAGCGGCGCGGAUCAAGCGCGAGAACGAGCUCAUCGGCGGCCUUACGAGCCAAAUGAUCUUGAAGGACGACGACGCCGAUGCCAAGGAGGACGAAGCCAACGACGCUGGCCCGUCCAACCCGCGCUUCCACUCGCCUCCCGACCGCGACGACGACGAGUUCAACGACGCGGAUUACGAGAUGGACGAUAUGUAA